CUACUGGAAUGAUUACGCAUUUGUCUGGGGUUGUUUGAGAAAUAUUUUGGGGUGGGUUAAAAGUUUGGCUGGAAGAGUAUGGUCGCUGAGGUGAGAGUACUGAGGAAGAGAGAGGAAUUAAGCGUAGGAACCUAGGGGCUCGAAGUGUUGGAAGGAUCCUUUGGCGUGGGAGCGGAGGGGUGGGAAGGUGGGACCAGGAAUAGCACCAGUGGGGGAGAGAAGAAAGGCAAUUAAUGAUUUGAGACAGGCGAGACGAAGGAAUAGUUGAGUGGAAGGGCCCCAAGAACAUCUAGUUCAACCAUUACCUUAACGAAAAUCCAUGCAUGAACUCCCCAAAUGCUGUUCAUCCAAUACUGCCUUUGAAGACUUUUAUCGAGUGGAACCCCUACUCGAUAAAAUCAGUACAUUGCCACAUCCUUUCCUAUUCCCUUUGAGACAGCCCAGCCCAUUUUUGGAUAAUUCUAAUUUUUAGGAAGUUUAUCUUUAAAACUUUGUCCCUAUGACUUUCAUCACUGCUCCUAGUUUUGUUCUUUGAAGCCAAACAAAACAAGUCUAAUCCUAUUCUAAUCUAUGACAGUCCUUCAAAAUUUGGAAGACAGUUAUGUCUUUUCUUCUCCAGGCAAAACGUCCCUCAUUUCAUUCAGCUUAUCCUCAUAUAGAAUGGUCUCAAAGCCUUUUACCAGUCUUUACCAUGAGGUAAAGGUUCAUAAGAAGGCAACUGGUAAAGGUCGAGGAGAAGAUGAGAGAGGAGGAAGGAGUCUGGUAAAAGGAUGAGAAAGCAAGGAGCUAGAGGAAAGGGGUAGGAAGAGGGAGAAGGUGACAGCUUCUCUUACCCUCUACCUCCAUUCCCUCCAGACAAGGAGGAAAGAAUGAAGAGGGGUUUGGAAAAGAUAAGAGAUGGUUGGGAAUAACGUUAAAGAAAUUAUGUUAGUGAAAAUAGGGGUGGAACGAUUUAUUUGAAUAGGAAAGACAUAGGGAGAAGGAGGUGCAAUAUGUUUUGGUGUUGGAGAACUGGAGUGAAAGAACCAUCUUGGGUUAAUCUUGGGAAGGAGAAAAUUGGUGAGUAGCAUAGGGAGCUCAGAAAAAAAGGGUAUGCAGAUGAGGAGGAGAUAGGACCCUUCAGAAAUGAAGAAGACCCUUCAAGGUUAGCAUUUUUGAGAAGAGAUAAGACUUCCAUUUGGUGGAAUUUUUUGAGAUGAGCAACCAGUUUUUGGUUAGAGGAGAUUAGAGAGGAGGGGGAGUAGAAUAGAAAAUGGCAGUGGUAUGGAUUGAUGACCAUACAAACGAAAGGAAGAAAUUAAAAGAGCAUUGUGCAAGAGAGUUGAGGGAGGAGAUUGGAAAUCUAAAUGGCAUUUGGGCAGAAGACAUUAUUGGGGGCUCUGAAUAGCUGAUUAAUAUGUUUUUUAAUCUUUGCACUCUCCUCUCAGAAAUCUCCAGGGGUUUCUAUCUUUAUUUAGAUUUGACUUUACCAGUCCAACUGCCACCUCAUCCUGGGGGCACCUUGCCUCUUUCCUACCUGAAUGGUGCUACUACUUGCUGGCCCAGGAUCCAGGCCUCUUUUGUUCCCUACCUCAGUGCUGGUGUUCCAACUCUUUUCUAGUGGAAGGACCCUUACAAGAAAACAAGGACUUUCCUUUAGACAUUAUUUUGCUAAACUAAGAAACUUGUUUCUCAAUUUGAAUUUGUUUUAUCCUUUUUGAGGACUCAAGAGCCCUUGUACCUCCUUUCUUCAUCCUUUAAGGAGAAACUUCUCCCUAAUAGCUCUAGCUUGGGUCCCUGGUCCCAAUAUGCUAGUCUGUUUUUGUGACUAGGACCUUGCCUAUUUCCUGGUUGGCAUGGCUGAGCCAAGACAGGUUCCAGGUGGCCGGGAGACUCCUCAGGGGGAACUUCAGUCAGAGGUUGUUGACGAUGAGGCCCCUAGGAGUCCAAGUCCAGAGGAAAUAAGAGGAAGAAGCAGCAGUAGCAGUGAGACAAAGUUAUCUCCUAGAGAGGAGGAGGAACUGGAUCCUAGAAUACAGGAGGAGCUAGAACACUUGAAUCAGGCCAGUGAAGAAAUAAACCAAGUAGAACUACAACUAGAUGAGGCCCGGACCACAUAUCGGAGGAUCUUGCAGGAGUCAGCUAGAAAGCUCAAUACACAGGGCUCUCAUUUGGGAAGCUGCAUUGAUAAGGCCCGGCCAUAUUAUGAGGCACGGAGGCUGGCCAAGGAGGCACAGCAGGAAACACAGAAGGCUGCUCUGCGCUAUGAACGGGCCGUGAGCAUGCACAAUGCUGCUCGAGAGAUGGUGUUUGUGGCAGAACAAGGUGUCAUGGCUGACAAGAACCGGCUUGAUCCCACGUGGCAGGAGAUGCUUAACCAUGCCACUUGCAAGGUGAACGAGGCAGAGGAAGAGCGUCUUCGGGGAGAGCGGGAACACCAACGAGUGACCAGGUUGUGCCAACAGGCAGAGGCUCGGGUACAGGCCUUGCAAAAAACUCUUAGGCGAGUCAUUGGCAAGAGCCGUCCAUAUUUUGAGCUUAAGGCCCAGUUUAACCAGAUAUUAGAGGAACACAAGGCCAAGGUGACUGGGCUGGAACAGCAAGUGUCUCAGGCAAAGACCCGCUACUCAGUUGCUCUGAGAAAUCUGGAGCAGAUCAGCGAGCAGAUCCAUGCCCGUCGCAGGGGUUUGCCCCAAGACCCAGUCCGCAGGCGUUCUUCCCCUGUAGGGGCUGAGGCUGGACCUGAGAGUGGGGAUAGUGGAGAUGUCAGGGUCGAGGGAGCAGAGGGUGGGUAUCUGGAUGAGAGGGGGACCCUGGAGCCUGGCCCUGCUCCUGAUACCUUGAGUCUCCUAAGCCUUCGCACAGUUGCUUCCGACCUCCAGAAAUGUGAUUCAGUGGAGCACUUGCGGGGCCUCUCGGACCAUGCCAGCUUGGAUGGUCAGGAGCUAAGUUCUGAAGCGGGGGGAGAUCGAGGGAGUGGGAGUCGAGGUCGUCACCAACGAAGCAUCAGCUUAUAGCCCUCGCUUUCCCAAAAAUCUGGAAGUAUCUCCCCUUUUUGUCCCUGUUCUCACUCAGGGGUUCUUGCAGACUCUUUUGGUCUUCCUUUUCCCUUUGAGUGCUUCUUCUCCUUUAUUUUUAAAAGCCCCUUACAUCUAUUUGCUCUAUCUCUGUGAUAGUCUUCUUUUUCUUUCCUCACUGUCUCAUGCACCUGUCUCUUUUUCACUGAUGAUUUCAUUUCUGCCUUAUUCUGAGAGAAUGCUCUCAUCAGUCUUUCUUAACUUCUAUAAAUCAUUCUCUGUCUUCUUCCCUCUUCAUGUUUUUUUCCUCUUUUCCUCUUUUACCAUUUUUUGUCUGUCUUUCGCUCCCUCUAUCCAGAGAGACAGGAAGCUGACCAGAGUAGUACUGAAGCUCGGGUUGUUCUCAUUUUCUUUACUUCCUUAGCCUGGUUCUAACAGACAUCUUCCACAGGUAUCAUUCCUCUCUUUGAGGUUCUCUUAAUAAGACCCCCAGUGCUGCUGGACCCUACUGGGAAUUCAUGUUUUUUGCUGUGUUCCAAACUAUCUCAGUUGCAACACUACAUUAUAAGUUUAUUUACUCAAAAUGCCUUUCCCCUAAUUUUUAAUGACUCAAAAAAAGUAGGAUAAUGGGGUAUAAAUCUGAGAUUUCUAACUCUCAUCCUCCCUCCCUCCCUAAUCCAUAUUAGCAGUGAGUGACACUAGGUUUCUAAGCCACUAAUGAUCCAUGUAAACAAUGUCCUAUUCCUAUAGAGAGCCUUUGACGACUUCUGAUUCUUUUAAGAUUGAAAAGGUCUGAUGGAGUCUCUAAUUUGAGAGAUCAUUUUGGGAGGGAGGGAGGUGAGUUGUCCAAGCAUUAAAAUGGCUUCCCUCCCUGGUCUUGCUGGUAGUGAUUCACCAUACUUUACCUGUCAAGUGGAUGGUGAUUCAUUCUCUUCCCCAGCUGCCCAGUACAGCCAAGGAUAGAAUUAGGAACUACUGUUCUUCAUUUUACCAUCUUUCCCAAAUCAUGAGUAGGAAAACAGGUACUGUAGUCCCCUUCUCCCUUCCUCCCUUAUAUAAAUUUUUAUAUCACUCUAGGAGUUUCUUGACUUGCCUGCCUAUUUCCUUCCCUUUUCCAUCUCCUCCCUCUCAUCUCUCAGCUAUGGAAGAUAGAGAUUAAGAUGUCUCAAUGAAAGCCCCUUAUCUCCUUGGAUAUCAGAGGCUAGGGGUGUACAUCACACCUACUGUGGGUUGGGGAGGGGGAGUUAUUUCCCUGUUCCUCCCAUCUAGUAGACAUGGAAAGUCAUUCUUUUUGACAAGGGGCAUAGAGGAAUCCAUUUGCCUUUGCCCUCAUCUUUCUUUACCUCACUUCAUCAGGUAUUAUUCUACCUUUACCCACCCCUACUAAGUUCACUUUAAAGAUUUACACUUUAAACCACUGUUCUAUGUAUCACUCCCCCAAGGCAGGGCAAAAUGGUCAUAAUGAAAAUUAUUGUGUUUGAGGUGACUAUUCGGUGGAGUUGGAAGGAAGGUUGGGGGAGUGUGUUUGAGAAUGGAGGGACUGAUUGAUAGGAUUUUAUUUAAAUAAAAAAUAACAACUGGAAUUUCUUCCUGUGUAUUGUCUGUAUACAAGGGGAAAUGGUGAAAAGCUGAGAGGAGGAGGUUGAGGAGGUGUUAACUUGUUUCCUGCCUUCAAACUGAUUUCAAAUGACCAAGUUUAUCCAGUUUUAGACUUGACUAUAGUCUAUACCUCCUAGAAUUCAGCUUUGUUUUGUAAAUUUUGAAGUAACUCAUACAUAAAAUGAAAGUUAUUAUCCAGUGUUCUGAUUUGUAUGCAAACAAAUCUUAUUUUCUAGAAAUCUAUAACCUCUUAUGGCCUAUGGAAUUUUGCUACCUAAGAAAUUUUUACUAUCAGCACUACAAACUCGGCCUAUCUGAAGAAGUUUCUUACCAUCCAAAUCUUCUGCUGACUUGAUUAUUUUCUGCCUGUAAAACUACCUUGUUUCCCAUGAUUCAAACCUUGUGUUUCUUUGACCUUCCUUUAUCUUUCGUAUCCAAUAACCAAGUCUUAGUGACUAAUAGUAUGUUACCUCCCCAUUUGACCCACUGUCCCAUUCCCCUUGCCACUGCCAUAGCAUAGGUCCUUAUUACAACUCACUUCUUGAUAAGUCUUCCUAUUGAUGCUCAGUCCUCCAAUCUAACUUUUGUAUAGAUGUCAGGUUAUUUUGUUCAUAGAAUAGUCAGUGCUCAGAAAUCUUCAUUGGCUUCCUUUUGCCUACCAAAUAAAGUUCCUUUAGCCUUCCACAAUCUUUAGUUUUACCUAUAUUAUAGUAUAUGAACUGGAGUUUUGAUCUCAUUAACGUUAAUACCCAUGGGAGGAAACUCCCUCAACUAAUACUAGUCAGCACCUUCUAUACAAUUUAUAGUCUUAAAAGUUACCUGAAAGAUUAAAUGAAAUGUUCAGAGUCAUUACAGAUAGUCAUUAUCAGUAAGGAUUUGUACAUAGGUUUUCUUGGCCUCAAAGCCAGCUUUCUCCCUAACUAUGUUAUGUAAUACCACUGUCUCCUUGCUAUAGGAACAUUCCUCAAACUUUCCCAUCUGUGCUAUUGUUCACAUUGUUUGCCAUACCUGGAAUGCUGGCUGAUAUUCCCCUCCCCUGCUGUUAAAUUACAAGUCAUUUCUUUAGAGCCCAAAUGAAAGACUAUCUUUGGAAAGCCUUCCUUGAUCCUUUUGGACCUUUUUUCAUUCUGGCCUCUCAAGUGUUUUAUUUAUAUUUUUAUGUAUGUAAUUCAUUGGGCCUUAAAAAUUUUUUUUAAAUACAGAUUUUUAAAAUUUCCUUUUAAAAGUACAACAAUUUGAAUAUAUGAACAAGAACAUAAAAUAAAAAUAAUCAUGUAAAUGAUCAUGAAGCCAACAAAAGAAAGUAAAUGAUUAUUUGUCUGUGAUUUGUUACCAUUUGUGUACAACCCCCAAAGAUGGGUAUAUUGACUUUUAAUGUAGUACUGCUCACAUUGUUUUUAUUUUCCUAAUCUUUGUCACAUGAAUUUGUCUCUCUAUAAUGUAUAGUUUUAUUCCUACAUGCAUAUACACACAACUCAUAUUCUUUAAGUUUGUGCUUCCCUUUUCUUAUAUGUGAAAACUAGCAUUUGAUUAGCCAUUUCCCAUUUGAUAGACACCUACAUUGUUAAAGACUUUUGCUGUAACAGAUAGGGCUGCUAGAGGAUAUUUUUGUACCAAUCACCUAGAGGAUAAAGAGAGUAUGCACAUUUUUGUAAAUUUGGGGUAAUUUCUUAUUGCUUUCCACAAAUAUUAGACCUUUUCCUAAGUCCAGUAAUAGCUUAAUAGCAGGUACAGCAUAUAUUGCUAGCAUUGAAUUUUCCUUUUCAUCUUUUCUGGUUAUGAUGAUGAUGAGGUGGAAAGUCAAGAUUGUUAUUAAUUUGAAUAUGCUCUUAUAGAUGGCUUUAGUCUUUAUUAGUUUAUUUAUGGCAACUUCCCUCUUUCCCUAUUGAACCUUUCUUUCUUUUCUUUUUUUUU
Messenger RNA from Sarcophilus harrisii (Tasmanian devil), 6509 nucleotides. It is a transcript of the gene SH3BP5L, whose product is annotated as SH3 binding domain protein 5 like. Gene Ontology annotation, molecular function: protein kinase inhibitor activity. Gene Ontology annotation, cellular component: cytoplasm. The record is from RefSeq and is a predicted model, not a curated record. Gene Ontology annotation, biological process: intracellular signal transduction; negative regulation of protein tyrosine kinase activity. Lineage: Eukaryota; Metazoa; Chordata; Mammalia; Dasyuromorphia; Dasyuridae. The coding region runs from base 1836 to 2996 and encodes 386 amino acids. The transcript has 6 exons.